Rhinocladiella mackenziei CBS 650.93 is the source of this 1065-nucleotide messenger RNA. RefSeq lists its product as uncharacterized. The coding region runs from base 1 to 1065 and encodes 354 amino acids. NCBI's taxonomy places the organism in Eukaryota, Fungi, Ascomycota, Eurotiomycetes, Chaetothyriales, Herpotrichiellaceae. The record is from RefSeq and is a predicted model, not a curated record. Gene Ontology annotation, cellular component: mitochondrion. Gene Ontology annotation, molecular function: oxidoreductase activity. The transcript has a single exon.
AUGGCGUCUUCGUCGCUCCCCUUGACAAUGCGUGCCUGGCAAUUCACAUCUACUCACGGAGGGCUCGAAAAGAACCUAACCCUCAACUCGUCGGCUGCUCUCCCGCCGCAUAGUGUCAGUGAUCUGGGGAAAGACAAAGUGCUGGUGCAAGUGCUGUUUACGGCAUUGAACCCGGUGGACUACAAAAUCGCGGAAUUGCCGGUGAUGGGCCGACUUGCAAUUAGAAGACCCAGCUCACCAGGGCUUGAUUUUGCGGGCAGGGUGGCGGCGUCGGGAUCCCAAUCCGACUUCAAGGUUGGACAGCUCGUUUUUGGUCGACUCGACCAGCCGACGCAAUUUGGCGCGUUGGCAGAGUACACGGUGGCACGAACGGGCGCGUUGGUUGCGGUACCAGAAGGCGUCCAGGCGCAAGACGCCGCGUGCGUAGGAACCGCAGGGCUGACCGCAUAUCAGUCAAUCGUGCCGAACGUGAAAGAAGGGAAUGGGAACAGAGUUUUCAUCAACGGUGGCAGUGGCGGAACAGGUGUCUGGGGCAUUCAAAUCGCAAAGGCAUUGGGAUGUUACGUGGUGACGAGCUGCUCCAGCAAGAAUGCAGAGUUAUGUAAGUCGCUGGGCGCAGACCGGGUGGUUGAUUACAACAGCGAAGAUGUCGUUGAGGCUUUGACAAAGAUUGCUGCUGAUUCUUCUUCUGGUCCUGGGCGCAAGUUUGACCUGUUGGUUGACAACGUCGGCGCCUCGGGCAGACUUUAUUGGAAUUGUCACCAUUUCACCUCUCAUGGAGCAAGAUACGUCCAAGUCGGCGCCGAGUUUAGCGGACACAGCACAUUGGAUCUCGUGAUGAAAAUGGGAUGGCCGGGUUUCCUAGGCGGAGGAAAGCGAAAGUUUCACAUGUUAUCGGUUAAGAGUGACAAGAGGCAGUUAGAGCAAAUUGGGAGAUGGAUGUCGGAGGGCAAGGCGAAAGCGGUGGUGGAUCAAGUUUUGCGGAUGGAAGACGCCCCGAAGGCGUUUGAACAGCUCAAGAAGAAGCAUACGAGAGGGAAGAUUCUGGUCGCGGUGAGUGAAUGA